This is a messenger RNA of Tigriopus californicus, 1209 nucleotides long. Its product is annotated as ABI gene family member 3-like. The coding region runs from base 1 to 1095 and encodes 364 amino acids. Lineage: Eukaryota; Metazoa; Arthropoda; Copepoda; Harpacticoida; Harpacticidae. The transcript is spliced from 3 exons. The record is from RefSeq and is a predicted model, not a curated record.
AUGGUCACAGAGUAUUUUGAGGCUGAGGAUUUGGCUUCUCAGGCCCAGCAAUCUUUGAAUGAGGCCAGUAAGGAUCUAGCUCAAUUGGCCAACUAUUGUGAGAACAAGUACAAGGAGGGCUUGGAGCCAAAGAAAAGUACCCAAGAGUUUCCAUCCGGGCGAAAAAUUCAUGGCGGGGAAUCCAUUCAACAGACUGCCGAAUUUGCCAUUCAAGCUUUAAGUGCCAUCAGUGUGAACGUUCGGGUUUUAGCCGACGAUUUCAUGUCCAAAAUGGCUGUUGUCGAGCAAGAUUUAGACUACUUAACCUCUGAGAUUGGCUGGAUGUCCCUGCAAAUCGAGUUUGGGGAAGAGCGCAUGGCCAGAAGACAAAUUCGCCGACUUUGCCAAAAGAAGCAGUUGCAAGAGAGCCACUCGGCCGUUUCCAAGGUCCCCUCCCCGAAAUUGAAGCCUUAUGCCAAGACCGUCCUCGAUGUGUCGACCUUGGACUCAAUUGGUGCCAAUGGUGUAAAGAAGCCGAAGCUUCGUUUGUCGAUUAAAAAGCCAAGCUUUGAUGAGAAACCCGAAAUGAAAACCUUACAUCGGUCAUAUACGGCUACUUUGGGCAGAAACAUGUCCCGCGCCAGCGCACUCACUGCUUCAACAGCCACUUUGAAUCGGAUGAAAAUGCCGGCUAUGCCUAAAAUCCCUGCCUCGCCCAAAGAGCCAUCAAUUGACGAAACCAAGACACAGGAGAAAAAUGAUGAAUACCUUGAUCUUAGCUCAAAAUCAGAUCAAGGACGACGGCUGAGCCUUUUGCCACCAAUGCCAGAUGAGGUGAUUGAGUCGGGCGACGUCUCUUCGUCUUCAGACGAUUACGGCUCGGAUGGGAACGAGGAACUUGACGAUCCUUUGCCCACACCCCCGGCACCCCCUGGGGCCAUUAAGCUUGAGGCUCAUUUGAAACAAUCUACUAUUCGGGAACAACCGGACGAGAUCAACUUUGACCGGGACUUAUCUUUGCUUCUCCAUGAUAUGGAUGACAUUUACGCUGAUAUCAACUCUGAGUUGAAUCAAUUGGAUGAGGCCAAGACUUCGGUUACUGAGUAUACCACGUGAUCUAUAAGCGUUUAGGGGAACAUACAUGUAUAUAUAUAAUAGCUUUACGUGAUACAUAAAGAGGACUGCAUGUACAGGUAAUAAGGCAUCCUGAAUAAACUUGCACCCUACGGA